AUGGCAUCGAACCAGCCCGCCGGCGCCGCCGGGCCCCUACCAGCCAUGCAAGAGCUCUCACCGACGACGUUCCUCUACGACCCGCCCUCGGCCGUCCCGGACCCGAACUCACCCAAGCUCGUCGCCAUCUUUAGCUGGAUGUCGGCCCAGGACGUCCACAUUGCAAAGUACACCUCGCGGUACAUGGCCAUGUACCCGUCGGCCAGCAUCCUGCUCGUAAAGUGCCCUUUCAUCCACACCCUCUCCACGCGCAUCUCCAAGCGCCAGAUCAAGCCGGCGGUGCCCGUGAUCCGGACCCUGGCCGACUCCACCCCGCCGUUCUCCUCAGAGACGGGGCGGGCCCCACAGCUGCUCUUCCACGUCUUCUCCAACGGCGGCGCCACCAACCUCGCCAAGUUCCUCGAGCUGUACGCCGACGCCGACCGCGCGGGCCGUCUGGAGCUUCCGUCCUACGUGACGAUCUACGAUUCCUGCCCCGGCGGGUUCCACUGGAUGCGCAGCUACCGGGCGCUCUCGGCCUCGAUGCCGCGGAUCCUGGCGCCGCUGGCCCACGUCUUCAUCGGCUGGUUCUGGCUCUUCCACGUGCCGCUCGGGCGGGUCGGAUUCUUUGGCAAAAUGUGGGCGGCGCUGCGGCAAAAGGCGCUGCUGGGCAGCGAGAGGCGGCGGGCGUACCUGUACAGCAAGGAGGACGAGAUGAUUUACUGGGCCGACGUCGAGAGGCACGCGGACGAGUCUGCCGAGGUCGGGUUCAAGGUCCGCAAGGAGAGGUUCGACGGGAGUCAGCAUGUUGCGCACGCUAAGCUAGAUUCGUCGCGGUAUUGGGGCCUGGUGAGGGAUGUCUGGGAUGAGGAUUUGGCAAAGACCAAGGUUGAGCCGCCGCCGCCGACGACGACGUCUGCUGAUGCCCCGUCAGAACCAACGCCAAAGGCCACAUCUGAACCUACCAACGCGACUCCAGAACCUGUAAAGACGACACCAGCAGCACCGCAGGCUGCGCCGGAGUCUCCCAAGCCCAAUGCAGAAUCGCCAAAGGCUGCUCCGCAACCUGAGCCAACCAAAGCGGCCCCUGAACCGCCCAAACCUGCACCGCCGCCACCGGAGAUUGCGCCUGCGAGGCCGAAACGGCAACCAACACCACCUCCAACCAUUCAAUAA
Colletotrichum orchidophilum is the source of this 1155-nucleotide messenger RNA. RefSeq lists its product as uncharacterized. The coding region runs from base 1 to 1155 and encodes 384 amino acids. Lineage: Eukaryota; Fungi; Ascomycota; Sordariomycetes; Glomerellales; Glomerellaceae. The transcript has a single exon. The record is from RefSeq and is a predicted model, not a curated record.